UGACAUUCUAGUAAGUGUAAACAUCAACUCUGACUGAAACAUAAACCAUUUAGUGAGUCAAAUGUUAAUAUCUUGAAGCAUUUAGACUCUCAUGCUUCUUGUUUUUGCGAAUCUUCCUUGAUAGGAAUAGACGGAGUCGCCACUUGCGAGGCUCUCUCUGGUACGGAAUGAACUUUCUGUGCUAUCAGCUGUUUGUUGGAGGCCUAUUGUUAAUUACAGCGCACGAAGGGCGGACCACAGCUUGGAGGAAAGCAAGGCAGCUUGACGAAUUCUUCGAUAUCCCAGGAUCAUGUCCACAAGGGUGGAUAGGAUUCAGUGGAUCUUGUUAUUUACCCUAUGUUAACGGCAAGACUUGGCAAGAAGCAAACGAGACUUGUCGUGAAAUGGACUCGCACUUGGCUUUAUCCAAGAGCGUCACAGAAAACGAAUUCAUAGCCGUAGAAGUUGCCAGACCAGAAGCUCGAGUCUGGAUAGGUCUUAAGCGGAACCAGGGUGAAUUUGUUUGGAGUGAUGGCAGCAAAUCUGAGUUUACAAACUGGGCUAAUCGGGAGCCCAAAGAUGCUUCAGUGACGGGCAGAGAUUGUGUAACUCUGCUUUCUGAAGACAUUUUCUACUCGUGGGAAGUAAGAGGUUGUGAAGAAAGACAGUCGUUCAUCUGCGAGAGAGAUCAAGACGAAUGUUUGACAGAGCUUGGAAAUUGUACGGCAAACGCCAGGUGUGUAAAUACAGAGGGAUCUUUCUACUGCGAAUGUAGCAAUGGAUAUGUUGGGAAUGGAACCACUUGCGAAGAUAUUGACGAAUGUAACUUACCUGGAACGAGUGUCUGCGAUUCCAACGCCGGAUGCAAUAAUACUGACGGUUCUUUCAUCUGCUCGUGUAACAGAGGCUUCACUGGUGACGGCCUAAACUGCACAGAUGUAAACGAGUGUACAGAGGGCAGUUUUGAAUGUCUCCCCGGAGCCGUGUGUGUCAACACCGUAGGAUCUUACAAGUGCCAGUGCAGCUUGGGUUUUUCUGGAGAUGGCAGGAAUUGUACUGAUAUCGACGAAUGUCAAACACCGGAGUCCCACAACUGUGAUGUCAACGCGCUUUGUACAAAUAUAGAUGGUUCGUAUGUGUGCCGCUGCAAAAGAGGAUACGAAGGAGAUGGAAGACAAUGCAAGGAUAUUGACGAGUGCUCCGUCGGUUCAGUCAACUGUGGGCAGGCGGCUGAAUGUCUGAACUCCAACGGAAGCUUUACUUGCCAGUGUCAGGUGGGAUAUCAAAAGUCCGGAAACAACUGCACAGAUAUCGACGAAUGCAGUUCACCUGGUGCCAAUAAAUGCAACGCAAAUGCGAUGUGCACCAAUACCGAGGGCUCUUAUGUCUGUCGCUGCAAGAAAGGAUUCAAAGGCGACGGACUGACCUGCACGCCAACAGAGCCUCCGUUCAUUUGCAAUCCCAUGUGUGACGUCAAUGCUAAUUGCAAGAACUUCACAGGAACUCCUAGCUGCAUGUGCAAGGUGGGGUUUGAUGGCGAUGGUGUCAAAUGUACAGACAUUGACGAAUGUUAUCUCCCUGGUGGUAACGAGUGUGACUCCAACGCCUUAUGCACAAAUACUGAUGGAUCCUACAUUUGCCGCUGUCUCAAAGGUUAUGAAGGAGAUGGCAGAGCUUGUACAGAUACAGACGAAUGUGCAAGUUCGGAUAGGAACAGCUGCGACCUGAAUGCGGUUUGCACCAACACAGAUGGCUCUUACGUUUGUCGCUGUCUAAAAGGAUUUUCAGGAGACGGGAAAUCUUGCAGACCGACAGAGGGAGUAUUUUGCGAGCCUCCUUGUACCGGAAACGAAGUGUGUCAAAAUUUUACCGGAAUUCCAGACUGCGUGUGUGCUGAUGGAUUUAGUGGGGAAGACAACUGCACAGAUGUUAACGAAUGUACAGACGAAGGCAACAAUGAGUGUCACCGCAACGCCCUUUGCACCAACACGGAGGGAUCUUACGUUUGUCGCUGUCUAAGCGGGUUUGAAGGAGAUGGCCUAAGCUGUGUAGCUGUUACACCGAUUUGCUCUCCACCGUGUGGUCUAAACUCGUUCUGCCAGGAAGGGGUGUGUGUGUGCGAUCCUGGUUUUCAAGGCGACGGAUACAACUGCACAGAUUUCAACGAAUGUGCGAGUCCAGAUACAAACGAGUGUAAUCGCAAUGCUUUGUGCACCAACAUUGAAGGAUACUAUAUCUGCCGCUGCCUCAGGGGUUACCAAGGGGAUGGCCGCUUUUGUGCCGAAAUCGAUGAGUGCGCACGUUCUGAAUCAAAUGAGUGUGAUCCAAACGCCAUGUGUACAAACACUGAAGGAUCCUAUACCUGCCGAUGUAUCAAAGGCUUUAAGGGUGAUGGAAAAAAUUGCACAGACAUCGAUGAGUGCGCACGUUCUGAAUCAAAUGAGUGUGAUCCAAACGCCAUGUGUACAAACACUGAAGGAUCCUAUAUCUGCCGAUGUAUUAAAGGCUUUAAGGGUGAUGGAAAAAAUUGCACAGCUGUUUUACCCGGCUGUUCUCCAUCAUGCAGUCUUAACGCGUUUUGCCAGGUUGGUAGCGGAUUCCCCGUUUGUACCUGCAAGUCUGGUUACCAAGGCGAUGGAUACAACUGUACAGAUGUCAAUGAGUGCGAUAAUCCUGAUAGAAACGAGUGUGACUCUAAUGCUCUGUGUACCAACAUUGACGGGUCCCACAUCUGUCGCUGCAUUCGAGGUUACGAGGGUGAUGGCAAGAACUGCAGUGACGUGAAUGAAUGUCAAAGUUCAAAUGAAUGUGAUCCAAAUGCGAUGUGCACAAACACUGAAGGAUCUUAUGUCUGCCGAUGUAGCAAAGGUUUUAAGGGUGAUGGACGAAACUGCGCAGCGGUUGCAGCCGGCUGUUCUCCAUCGUGUGGUCAAAACGCGGUUUGCCAGGAAGACGAUGAAUCCUCUGUAUGCUCCUGCAAGUCUGGUUACCAAGGUGAUGGAUAUAACUGCACAGAUGUCGAUGAGUGCGCCAGUCUAGGUGCCAACGAAUGUGACACCAAUGCCUUGUGUACCAACACUGAAGGAUCUUACAUAUGUCGCUGUAUUCAAGGUUACAAAGGUGAUGGCAGGAGAUGUACAGAUGUUGAUGAAUGUGGAAAUGUUGACCAGUGCGACUUGAACGCUAUUUGCACAAACACAGAAGGGUCUUACGUCUGCAGAUGCAUAAAAGGUUUUGAAGCGGAUGGUAGAAACUGCACAGCUGUCCCAAUUGGCUGUUCACCUUCGUGCGGUCCUACUGCGUUUUGCCAGGAGGUUGAUGCAGCUCCAAAAUGCGUUUGUGAUACUGGUUACCAAGGUGACGGAUACAACUGCACAGAUCUUAAUGAAUGCGAUAACUCCGAUGGGAACGGAUGUGAUCCCAACGCUCUGUGUACCAAUACUGAUGGAUCGUAUACUUGUCGCUGUAUCCGAGGUUACCAAGGUGACGGCAAGACAUGUACAGACAUAAAAGAAUGUUCAAAUCUUGAAGAAAACGAAUGUGACCCAAACGCACUUUGCACCAACACAGACGGGUCUUAUGUUUGUCGCUGCUAUAAGGGCUUUGAAGGGGAUGGUACAACCUGUACAGCAAUUAUUGAUGCCAUCUGUGAUCCUCCUUGCACCGGAAACAAAGUUUGUGAAAAUUUCAGCGGUAUUCCUGAUUGUAUUUGUGCCGAAGGUUUCAGUGGAGAGGAUAACUGUACUGACAUCAACGAGUGCAGUAAUGAAGACAGUAAUGAAUGUAAUUCCAACGCCUUAUGUACCAAUACUGAAGGAUCCUAUUUAUGUCGAUGUAGAAGAGGCUACGUUGGUGACGGUAAAAACUGCUCAGACCUUGAUGAAUGCACGAAUGUUAAUGACUGUGACCCGAAUGCGAUCUGCACCAACACUGAAGGCUCCUACGUCUGCCGCUGCGUCAAGGGUUUCAUGGGUGACGGAAGAAACUGUACAGCCGUUACAACUACCUGUUCGCCACCUUGUGGGAAAAAUGCGGUUUGUGAAGCAGCUGACGGGUCUCCUACGUGUGUUUGUAAAUUUGGCUACCAAGGUGACGGAUACGUUUGCACAGACGUAAACGAAUGCACCGAAGAAGAGAAAAACGAGUGCCAUCUCAACGCUCUAUGUACUAACACUGAAGGAUCUUAUGUUUGCCGCUGUUUGAGAGGAUAUCAAGGAGAUGGAAGAAAUUGCACAGCCGUCGUUCCCGGCUGUUCUCCUUCAUGUGGUCCGAAUGCUUUUUGCCAGGAACCUGAUGGACUUUCUUACUGUGAGUGUAAUGCUGGUUACCAAGGCGACGGCUACAAUUGCACAGAUAUUGAUGAAUGUUUGCUUUCUGAAGCCGUGAGCGGUUGUCAUUCAAGCGCCCUGUGCACCAACACAGAGGGAUCUUAUCUGUGCCGCUGUCUAAGAGGAUACGAGGGUGAUGGAAGAAACUGUGCAGAUAUUGACGAGUGUAAACGACCUGGAAACAACGACUGCGACACAAAUGCACUGUGUACUAAUACCGAAGGCUCGUACGUGUGUCGCUGCUUUAGAGGUUUUAGCGGAGAUGGUAAAAUAUGUGAAGAGAUAGAAGAUAUUGUUUGCGAUCCACCCUGUACCGGAAAGAAAGUUUGUCAAAAUUACAUAGGAUUUCCAGAAUGUGUGUGUGCAGAUGGCUUCAGCGGGGAAGACUUUUGCACAGAUAUCGAUGAAUGUGCCGAUAAGGACCGAAAUGAGUGUGAUCCAAACGCUCUUUGCACUAACACUGAAGGGUCUUACGUAUGUCGCUGUCUAAGGGGAUAUGAAGGGGACGGCAGAAAUUGCACAGCAGUAACUCCUGGCUGUUCUCCGUCAUGUGGCACAAAUGCCUUUUGUCAAGAAAGUGGUGAAUUUUCUUUCUGUGAUUGUAAAGCUGGUUACUUGGGUGACGGAUAUAACUGCAGUGACGUUGACGAGUGUACAAGUUUUAAUUUAAAUAGCUGUGACGUGAACGCCCUGUGCACAAACACUGAGGGUUCUCACAUUUGCCGCUGUUUAAGGGGCUACAUCGGAGAUGGAAGAACCUGUACAGAUGUCGACGAAUGCGCCAACAAAGAUCAAAACGAUUGUAGUCCGAAGUCUCUUUGUACUAACACUGAAGGCUCCUAUGUCUGUCGCUGUCUAAAAGGCUAUAAUGGAGAUGGAAGAAAUUGCUCAGACGCCGACGAAUGUAUUGAUGAAGACAACAACGAGUGUCAUCCAAACGCCCUUUGUACUAACACAGAAGGAUCUUACGUUUGUCGCUGUUUGAGAGGAUAUGAAGGAGAUGGAAAAAACUGCACAGCCAUUGUACCAACCUGUUCUCCAUCUUGUGGGCUAAACGCCCUGUGUCAGGGAGGAGAAUGUGUCUGUAAUAUUGGUUUCAAAGGUGACGGAUACAAUUGCUCAGAUGAGGAUGAGUGUGCUUCACCGGCAACCAACGCAUGUGACCCAACCUCUUUGUGCACCAACACAGACGGCUCGUAUAUAUGCCGCUGUUUAAAGGGCUAUGCAGGGGAUGGAAGGACAUGCACAGACGUAGAUGAAUGCGGAGGUGCUGCGAAUAACGAUUGCGAUCCCAACGCUUUGUGCACCAACACGAAAGGAUCAUAUGUGUGUCGCUGCUUCAAGGGUUUCAAAGGAGAUGGUAAAACUUGUACAGAAGAGUUUUCUUGCGACCCACCUUGUGGUGAGAAUAAAGUUUGUCAGAAUUUUACUGGCGUAGCCGAAUGCGUGUGUGUAGAUGGUUUUACAGGAGAAGAUAAUUGCACAGAUAUCGAUGAAUGUGUUAGUGCAGAUAGUAACGACUGUGGCCCUCUUUCCUUUUGCACCAACACCGAGGGAUCUUAUGUAUGUCGCUGUCUUAGAGGGUACGAAGGGGAUGGCGAACGUUGUAUAGAUGUAGAUGAAUGUGCAACUACUGAUGGUAACGAUUGUGACCCCAAUGCCCUAUGCACCAACACUGAGGGAUCUUACGUCUGCCGCUGUAUUCAAGGAUAUGAGGGAGAUGGACUGAACUGUACUGAUACUGACGAGUGUACAAGGCCUGAAUUAAAUGGAUGUGAUGCCAAUGCUUUGUGUACCAAUUCUGAAGGCUCUUACGUCUGUCGCUGUCUCCGAGGUUACGAAGGCGAUGGAAGAUCUUGCUCUGAUUCCGAUGAAUGCGAGAAUUCUGAAACAAACAAUUGCCAUUUGAACGCCUUGUGCACUAACACUGAGGGCUCCUAUGUUUGCCGCUGUCUUAGAGGUUAUAGGGGAGAUGGCACGAGUUGUACAGAUGUUGACGAAUGUGCGAAUGUUGAAACCAACGAGUGUGACUCCAACGCUCUGUGUACGAACACUGAAGGAUCCUUUGUCUGUCGCUGUUUCAAAGGAUAUGAAGGGGACGGCAGAAAUUGCACAGCUUCUGAGUUGUUGGUUUGUGACCCACCAUGUGGGAGGAACGCAUUUUGUCAGAAUAGCAGUGGAGUUCCUGAUUGUACAUGCCAGGAAGGUUACACUGGUGAAGGAGACUGUGAAGACAUUGAUGAAUGUGCAAAUGAAAUUGAAAAUAACUGUGAUCGUAACGCCCUGUGUACGAACAUCGACGGUUCGUACGUCUGUCGCUGUCUGCGGGGCUACGAAGGUGAUGGCAGAGAAUGCAAAGAUGUUGAUGAGUGCGCAAGUCCUGAGAAUAACGACUGUCAUUCCAACGCACUUUGCACUAAUACUGGAGGUUCUUAUGUCUGCCGCUGUCUAAGAGGGUAUAGUGGUGAUGGGAAAAAUUGCACAGACAUUGAUGAGUGUACAAUUCCCGAAAGAAACGAAUGUGAUCCCAACGCCUUGUGCACUAACAUCGAGGGUUCUUACGUCUGUAGUUGUGUCAGGGGGUUUACUGGAGACGGAAGAAACUGUUCAGAUAUUGAUGAAUGUGGGGAUCCUGACACCAACGAAUGUGACCCCAACGCUCUUUGUACCAACACUGAAGGAUCCUACGUCUGUCGUUGCCUAAGAGGAUAUAAGGGAGAUGGCAAAAACUGCACAGAAAUUGAAGAGAUAGUUUGUGAUCCGCCGUGCAGUAAAAACGCAGUGUGUAAAACCAGCGGUAGAGUUGCUGAAUGCAUAUGUUUGGAUGGUUUUACCGGUGAAGAUAAUAACUGUACAGACAUAAAUGAAUGUGCACGUAACGAUGACAACAAGUGUGACGUCAAUGCCCUCUGCACCAACACAGAAGGAUCUUACGUUUGUCGCUGUUUUCAAGGUUACAGGGGUGACGGGCGGUUUUGCAUAGACGUCGACGAGUGUAAUUCUACUGAAGCAAACCAGUGUGAUCCAGGCGCCUUAUGCAUCAACGCAGAUGGAUCCUAUACUUGUCGAUGUCAGAGAGGAUAUAUUGGAGAUGGAAAAAACUGUACAGAUGUCGAUGAAUGUGUGACUCCUCAGUCAAAUGAGUGUGAUACCAACGCCAUAUGUACCAACACUGAAGGAUCCUAUGUCUGUCGAUGUCGUAAAGGCUAUGUGGGUGACGGAAGAAACUGCACAGAUACUGACGAGUGUGCAAGUCCAGAAUCAAAUGAAUGUAACUCUAACGCCAUUUGCACCAACACUGAAGGAUCCUAUGUCUGUCGUUGUAAAAGGGGAUUUUUUGGAGACGGUGUGAAUUGCACAGAUACUGACGAAUGUAAAAGUCCGGACUCAAAUCAGUGUGACCCCAAAGCUAUUUGUACUAACACCGACGGGUCUUACAUCUGCCGUUGUGUCAAAGGUUAUAUGGGAGAUGGCCUCAACUGUACAGAUAUCGACGAAUGCAACAAUCCUGAAUUAAAUGAAUGCGAUCCCAACGCUGUGUGUACCAACACUGAGGGAUCGUAUGUCUGUCGCUGCAACAGUGGAUAUCAGGGCGAUGGUAUAAAUUGCACAGUCGUAGUACCUGGUUGUUCUCCAUCUUGCGGUCCAAACGCAUUUUGUCAGGACAGCGAUGGAUUUUCUAAAUGCGUAUGCAAUGCUGGUUUCCAGGGAGACGGUUUUAACUGUACUGAUCUGAAUGAAUGCGAGAAUCUUGAUCUUAACGAAUGCGAUUCCAACGCUCUCUGUACAAAUGCGGAAGGUUUCUACAUCUGCCGUUGUCUUAGAGGAUAUGAGGGAGAUGGUAGAUUUUGCGAAGAUAUUGAUGAAUGUGUGGCUGCUGAGUCAAAUGACUGUGGAGGUAAUGCCCUGUGCACCAACACAAACGGAUCAUACUCUUGCCGCUGUUUAGUUGGUUACCAAGGAGACGGCGUGAACUGCACAGAUAUUGACGAGUGUGUUACAAACGAUACCAACGAAUGCGACCCCAAUGCGUUGUGCACUAACACUGAAGGAUCCUAUAUCUGUCGCUGCCUCGCUGGAUACAUUGGGGACGGAAGACGUUGUAAAGUUCAAGGAUGUGAUCCGAUAUGCGGCGAUAAUUCUGACUGCGUGGAUGAUGAUUUCUUUCCUUACUGUUUAUGUUCAAACGGAUACACUGGGGAUGGCUACAAUUGCACAGAUGUAAACGAAUGUGAACAAGGAGAGAACGUUUGUCAUGUCAAUGCCCUGUGUUCCAACACCCAAGGAAGCUAUGUGUGUCAGUGCAAGCCAGGUUUUAAUGGCGAUGGCAGGACUUGUGAAGAUGUUGACGAAUGUGCGGAGAAUGAUACAUGCAUUGCCAAUGAAGUGUGCGUGAACACGAUUGGAUCCUAUUCGUGUAGCUGCGCCCCUGGGUACACUGGUGGGGAAGGGAACUGUCAAGAUAUUGAUGAUUGUGAAAGUUCUGACAGAAAUGAAUGUGAUUCCAAUGCUCUUUGUAUCAACGCUGACGGAUCUUACAGUUGUCGCUGCUUUGGGGGAUAUGAAGGCGACGGUAGAAAUUGCACAGAUACUGAUGAAUGUGCAAGUCCUGAAACGAACGAAUGCAAUGGUAACGCUCUAUGUUCAAACACAGAAGGUUCAUACAACUGCCGUUGUCUUAGUGGUUAUCGAGGCGAUGGGAGAAACUGCACCGAUAUAAACGAAUGUGGAAAUGCGGAAACAAAUGAGUGUGACAUUAAAGCUCAAUGUUCAAACACAGAGGGUUCGUAUAAUUGUCGAUGUCUUGGUGGAUAUCAGGGUGAUGGUAAAAAUUGUUCAGAUAUCAAUGAAUGUGCGAGCCCUGAAACAAAUGAGUGCCACUCUAAUGCAGCAUGUAACAACACUGAUGGGUCGUUUGUUUGUCGUUGUCUCGAUGGAUACCAAGGCGACGGUAAAGCUUGUACAGAUAUUAAUGAAUGCGAAAAUCCCGCGGCCAGCGGAUGUCAUCCCAGUGCCGUGUGCACAAACACCGAGGGCUCUUACACGUGCCGGUGUUUAGUAGGAUAUCUGGGUGAUGGCAAGAAUUGCAAAGAUCGUGACGAGUGUGCCGAGAAGAACGACACAUGCGCAGCCAAUGAAGACUGUGUUAAUACGAUUGGAUCGUACACCUGCAACUGCUCCCCGGGGUAUACAGGAGAAGCUGGCAAUUGUCAAGAUAUAAAUGAGUGUUCGAGCCCUGAAAUGAAUGACUGUGAUUCCAAUGCACUAUGCAACAACACCGAUGGAUCCUACCUUUGUAGCUGUCGUGGUGGAUAUCAGGGAGAUGGUAGAAUCUGCAAUGACGUCGACGAAUGCGAAAAUGGCGAGAACUCUUGCGAUGUUAAUGGAAAUUGUUCUAACACCCUGGGAAGUUAUAUGUGCAGAUGCAAACAAGGUUUUAAUGGUGAUGGCCAGACAUGCCGAGAUAUUGAUGAAUGCGCAGAGAAAGAUGCGUGUGGCGCCAAUGAGAAAUGUGUGAACACAGUUGGUUCUUUCUCCUGCAGUUGUGCCCCUGGGUAUGCUGGAGAGGCAGGAAAUUGUCAAGAUGUUGACGAGUGUGCAAACCCUAACACGAACGAUUGUGAUCGCAAAGCGCUGUGUAACAACACUGACGGGUCGUACAUCUGUCGCUGUCUCAGUGGCUAUCGGGGCAAUGGAAGAAACUGCACAGACAUCGAUGAGUGUGCCUCUGAUGACACAAAUGAUUGCCAUACAAAUGCUGUUUGCAACAAUGCUAAUGGAUCCUAUGUCUGUGGAUGCAAACCUGGAUACCAGGGAGAUGGAAAGAAUUGUACAGCUGUGGUCACUGGAUGUGUACCAAUUUGUGGUGCAAACGCGAGCUGCCUGGAAACUGGUGCGCGUCCUUUGUGCGAAUGCAAUCCUGGAUUCGAGGGUGAUGGCUAUGUGUGUGCAGAUAUCAAUGAAUGUGGUAACGGGUUAAAUUCUUGUCACGUGAAUUCAGAAUGCACUAACACCCCAGGAAGUUACGUUUGUCGGUGCGUUCAGGGAUUUUUUGGAGAUGGUCAUACAUGCGCAGAUCGUGACGAGUGCUCAGAAAACAAUGGCACUUGCGCCGCUAAUGAAAACUGUGUCAACACCGUCGGAUCAUACGCGUGUAAUUGUGCCUCCGGAUACAGUGGAGUGGCAGGGAAUUGCCAAGACAUCGACGAAUGCCAAAAUGGAAACAGCUCAUGUGAUGCAAACGCCUUGUGCUUCAACACGGAUGGGAGCUACGUGUGUCGUUGCAACCUGGGUUUUGAUGGCGACGGCCAUUCAUGUCUUGAUCGCGACGAAUGUGCAAAGAACGACACAUGUGCAGUUAAUGAAAACUGUGUUAACACCGUAGGAUCUUACACUUGCAAUUGCGCUCUUGGGUACACUGGAGACGCAGGAAAUUGCCAAGAUAUCGACGAAUGUCCAAGUCCAAAAACAAACGAGUGUGACCCGAACGCUCGGUGUACCAAGAGUGAAGGUUCAUAUGUGUGUAGCUGUCGUAAUGGAUAUCAGGGUGACGGAAACACCUGCAGCGACGUUGACGAGUGCGUACCUUCUGAAUCAAAUGAGUGUGAUCCCAACGCUGUGUGCAAUAAUACAGACGGCUCAUAUGUCUGUCGCUGUGACAUUGGAUAUAAAGGAGAUGGGAGAGACUGCUCAGAUAUCGACGAAUGUUUCAACCCUGAAACAAACCAAUGCGCUCCUAACGCACUAUGCAGCAACAGCGAGGGAUCUUACACCUGGGGCUGCAGAGAAGGAUACAGAGGCGACGGGAAAAGUUGCACAGAUAUUGAUGAAUGCGAAAAACCCGACGCCAAUGAGUGCGCUACAAACGCUGUAUGCAACAAUACUGAAGGAUCCUAUAUCUGUCGCUGUCUUAGAGGGUAUACAGGAGAUGGAAGGACUUGUACAGAUCUCGACGAAUGUGCCCAAAAUGACACCUGCGCAGCUAAUGAAGUGUGCGUCAAUGCGGCGGGUUCUUAUACGUGCAGUUGCGCCCCUGGGUAUGCUGGGGAGGCAGGAAGUUGUCAAGACAUCGACGAAUGUACAAGUCCAGAAACAAACAAGUGUGAUCCGAACGCGCGGUGUACCAACAGUGAAGGGUCUUAUGUCUGUCGCUGUCGAGAUGGAUAUCAGGGUGACGGCAGCACCUGCACAGAUAUCGAUGAAUGCGAAGAACCCGACGCCAAUGAGUGCUCUCCUUCCGCGUUAUGCAGCAAUACUGAAGGAUCCUAUGUUUGUCGCUGUGUAAAGGGAUAUACUGGAGAUGGCAGGUCUUGUACAGAUCUCGAUGAAUGUGCCGAGAAUGACGCCUGUGCAGUUAAUGAAGUGUGUGUUAAUACGGUUGGUUCUUAUACAUGCAGUUGCGCCCCUGGGUACAGUGGGGAGGCAGGAAGUUGUCAAGACAUCGACGAAUGCGCAAACUCCGAAACAAACCAGUGUGAUCCCAACGCUGAGUGUACCAACACUAACGGGUCGUAUACUUGUCUCUGUCUCAAUGGAUUCCAGGGCGAUGGAAGAAACUGCACAGGUGUUGUGUCAGGUUGCUCCCCAUCCUGCGAUCCUAACGCAAGUUGUCAGGAUCAGGAUGAGCGCCGUGUGUGUGUUUGUAACACUGGUUUCCAAGGAGACGGUAGCCAAUGCGGAGAUGUUAAUGAGUGCAUCAGUAACGAGCUAAACGAGUGCUCGCCCAACGCUGUGUGCAACAACACCGAAGGAUCCUAUGUCUGUAAUUGUGUGGAAGGAUAUGAAGGAGAUGGAAAGAACUGCACAGACAUCGAAGAAUGCGAAAGUGUUGAAAACGUCUGCCAUGCUAACGCGAUGUGCUCCAAUACCUUUGGAAGUUAUGUGUGUCGUUGCAUCCGGGGUUUUGACGGUGAUGGUCUUACAUGUGUAGAUCGCGACGAAUGCAGACAGACUAACGACACGUGCGGUGCUGAUGAAGUGUGUGUGAACACGAUUGGAUCAUACUCGUGCAACUGCGCCUUAGGUUAUACUGGAGUGGCUGGCGAUUGUCGAGAUGUUGACGAAUGUAUUACAGGAGAAGCGACCUGUCACGUUAACGCCAUGUGUUCCAACACGGUUGGAUUGUAUGUUUGUAGAUGUAAAAAAGGAUAUGAGGGAGAUGGAAGGACGUGUGGAGAUGUCGAUGAGUGUGAGGACGGCUCAGCUAGUUGUCCCGCAAACUCGGACUGCGUGAACACUGACGGAUCGUACAGCUGCAGAUGUGUUGAGGGAUACCGAAGAAACGAGACAGGAGACUGCACAGAUUUGGACGAAUGUUCUGAGGGACUUUCCGACUGUGAUCCCAAUGCAUAUUGCACUAAUACUGAUGGCUUGUUUAGCUGCACCUGUAAUCCUGGUUAUACUGGAAAUGGAACGACCUGCAUCGCUGUGGGUGUUUGUGAUAGGCCAUGCUCUGGUAACGAGGAAUGUCUAGAAGUAGAUGGCAAAUACCAGUGCACCUGCAAAUCUGGAUUCGCACGCUUGGGUGAUGUUUGUCUAGACAUCGACGAAUGUAAGGCUGAAACAGCCGACUGCCCCAGCAAAGCAGAGUGUGUGAACACAGAAGGCUCGUACAACUGCACGUGCAAAGCAGGGUUUACUGGAAACAACACAUUUUGCACAGAUAUUGAUGAAUGUGCGGCGGAGUUGACUGAGUGUGAUGUUGAUGCUGACUGUUUAAACACCGAGGGCUCCUUCAUCUGUGCUUGUAAGGCUGGUUUUACAGGAAAUGGAACAAGUUGUAAAGAUAUUAAUGAGUGUGAGCGAGACCCCACAGCAUGUGACAAGAACGCUCUGUGCAAUAACAUGGAUGGCUCCUACGAGUGCACUUGUAAAGAUGGCUUUCGAGGCAACGGAAUCAACUGUACAGAUAUCGAUGAGUGUUACAUCUUUAAUGUGACGUGCGGGCGUGGUGCCGAAUGCGUCAAUACAGAUGGCUCAUACAAAUGCCAGUGUUCUACGGGAUUCAACGAAGAGCUCGAUGGAAAUUGUUCCGACAUUAACGAAUGUGAGACAGGAUCAAAUGAUUGCGAUGUUAAGGCUAACUGUACAAACUCCGAAGGAAGUUACUCGUGUCGAUGUAGGGCUGGGUUUGAUGGAGAUGGCAAGGUUUGCCGAGAUAUUGACGAGUGCAUUACCAAUCCUUGCGAUGUCAAUGCAGCGUGCUUAAACACAAACGGCUCCUUUGAGUGUACGUGUCGUCCUGGAUUUGAUGGAGAUGGAAAAACGUGCGCAGAUAUUGAUGAAUGUUUGAUCUCCAACCCGUGUGACAAAAACGCUGACUGCUUGAACACAAAUGGCUCAUUCAUCUGUACCUGCAGAAAAGGAUUCACCGGAAAUGGAACAUCCUGUGCAGACAUUGACGAGUGUUCAAAGAAUGGCAGCCCCUGUGACGAAAAUGCGAUUUGUUUGAACGAGGAUGGAUCCUACACUUGCACUUGUAAAGAUGGGUUCACAGGAAGUGGGAUAGUCUGUAAUGAUAUUGACGAGUGCGCAACCAAUCCUUGCGAUCUCAAUGCAGCGUGCCUAAAUACAAACGGCUCCUUCGAGUGUACGUGUCGUCCUGGAUUUGAAGGAGAUGGAAAGACAUGUACAGAUAUUGAUGAGUGUGUGCUUUCCAAUCCGUGCGACAAAAAUGCAGUCUGCGUCAACACAAUCGGUUCAUCGAUCUGUACUUGCAGAAUGGGAUUUACCGGAAAUGGAUCAAUCUGCACAGACAUCGACGAGUGCAGUACGAAUGGCAGCCCAUGUGACGAAAACGCGGACUGCUUAAACAAUGAAGGCUCAUACACUUGUACCUGCAAAGACGGGUUUACCGGAAAUGGAACGCUUUGUUCUGAUAUUGACGAGUGUGCCACCAAUCCCUGUGAUGCAAAUGCAUUCUGCUUGAACACCAAAGGCUCAUAUGAGUGCACUUGUCUUCCUGGAUUUGAAGGAGAUGGAGAAACAUGUACAGAUAUCGAUGAAUGUGCACCUGAAACCAAUCCCUGUGACGAGAAUGCUAUUUGUACCAACAACAACGGCUCUUACAGCUGUAUUUGUGAGCAGGGUUUUACAGGAGAUGGGGAAAGUUGCGAAGAUUUCGAUGAAUGCUCUGCUGAUCCCAGUCCGUGUGAUAAGAAUGCAGAUUGUGCGAAUACCGACGGUUCUCACAUCUGUAUUUGUAAAGAAGGAUUCUCUGGAGAUGGAUCAACUUGUAUAGAUAUUAACGAGUGUUCUCAAGAUUCAAGUCCUUGUCACAAAAACGCUGACUGUGCGAACAGUGAAGGUUCUUACAGCUGUACUUGUAGACAAGGUUUUAGUGGAAAUGGAACGUCUUGUACAGAUAUCGACGAAUGCUCCGCUGAUUCUAGUCUUUGUGAUGUAAAUGCUGAUUGCACCAACAGCGCAAGUUCUUACAGCUGUUCCUGUAAACAAGGGUUUACUGGAAAUGGCACAAUAUGUACAGACAUCGAUGAGUGUUCUGCGGACACCAAUCCCUGUGACGAAAGCGCUGAUUGCACCAACAGUGACGGUUCGUACAGCUGUAUUUGUAAAGAGGGGUUCGCCGGAAACGGGACGGUUUGUGAAGACAUCGAUGAGUGCUCUGCAGAUACCAAUCCCUGUGACGAGAACGCUGAUUGCGCCAAUAAUGAUGGUUCGUACAGCUGUACUUGCGAACAGGGGUUCACUGGAAACGGGACGGCUUGUGAAGACAUCGAUGAGUGUCUAGCUGAUUUCACUCCAUGCGACAAGAACGCUGACUGCGCCAACAGUGAUGGUUCGUACAGCUGCUCCUGUAAGCAGGGGUUCACCGGAAACGGGACGACUUGUGAAGACAUCGAUGAGUGCUCUGCAGAAACCAAUCCCUGUGACGAGAACGCCGAUUGCGCCAAUAAUGACGGUUCGCACAGCUGCACUUGUAAAAAGGGGUUCACUGGAAACGGGACGACUUGUGAAGACAUCGAUGAGUGCUCUGCAGAAACCAAUCCCUGUGACGAGAACGCUGAUUGCGCCAACAGUGACGGUUCGUACAAAUGUACUUGUAAACAGGGGUUCACUGGAAACGGGACGACUUGUGAAGACAUAGAUGAGUGCACUUCGGAUACCAAUCCCUGUGACGAGAGCGCUGGUUGCGCCAACAGUGACGGUUCGUACAAAUGUACUUGUACGCAGGGGUUCACUGGAAACGGGACGGCUUGUGAAGACAUCGAUGAGUGCUCGGCGGAUGCCAGUCCCUGUGACAACAACGCUGAUUGCGCGAAUAGCGACGGUUCGUACAGCUGUAUUUGUAAACAAGGUUUCACGGGAGAUGGUUUGGCUUGUACAGAUAUCGAUGAGUGUUCUCCUGAAUCAAGUCCUUGUGACGUAAACGCUAAUUGCUCAAACAUUGAGGGUUCAUAUAGCUGUACUUGCAAACAGGGUUUCACUGGAAACGGAACAACUUGUCAAGAUAUCAAUGAGUGCUCUGCGGGUGUCCAUCCUUGUGACGAGAACGCUGGUUGCGCCAACAGUGACGGUUCCUAUAGGUGUACUUGUAAACAGGGGUUUACCGGAAACGGGAAGGCUUGUGAAGACAUCGAUGAGUGUUCUGCAGAUACCAAUCCCUGUAACGAAAACGCUGAUUGCGCCAACAGCAACGGUUCCUAUAGCUGUGCUUGUAAACAGGGGUUCACCGGAAACGGGACGACUUGUGAAGACAUCGAUGAGUGCUCAGCGGAUGCCAAUCCCUGCGACAAGAAUGCCAUUUGUGCCAAUCGUGACGGUUCGUACAACUGUACUUGUAAAGAGGGGUUCACUGGAAACGGGACCACCUGUCAAGACAUCGACGAGUGCUCUGCAGAUAUCAAUCCCUGUGACGAGAACGCUGACUGCGCCAACAAUGACGCUUCUUACAGCUGUACUUGCAAACGGGGGUUCACUGGGAACGGGACGACUUGUGAAGACAUGGAUGAGUGUUCUGCAGAAACCAAUCCCUGUGACGAGAACGCUGAUUGCGCCAAUAUUGAUGGUUCCUAUAGCUGUACUUGUAGACAGGGGUUCACUAGAAAUGAGACGGCGUGUGAAGACGUCGAUGAGUGCUCCGUGGACGCCAAUCCCUGCGACAAAAAUGCUAUUUGUGCCAAUAGUGACGGUUCAUACAGAUGUACUUGUAAAGAGGGGUUCGCUGGAAACGGGACGACUUGUCAAGACAUCGAUGAGUGUUCUGCAGAUACCAAUCCUUGUGACGAGAACGCUGACUGCGCGAAUAAUGACGGUUCGUACAGCUGUACCUGCAAACAGGGGUUCACUGGAAACGGGACGGCUUGUCAAGACACUGAUGAGUGCUCCGCAGAUACCAAUCCCUGUGACAAGAAUGCAGAUUGCACCAACAGUGAUGGUUCUUUCAGCUGUACUUGCAAAAAGGGUUUCACUGGAAAUGGGACAACUUGUGAAGACAUCGAUGAGUGCUCUGCGGAUACCAGUCCCUGUGACGAGAACGCUGAUUGCGCCAACAACGACGGCUCGCACAGCUGUACUUGCAAAAAGGGGUUCACUGGAAAUGGGACAACUUGUGAAGACAUCGAUGAGUGCUCUCCGGAAUUCAGAUCCUGUGACGAUAACGCUGAUUGUGCCAACAGUGACGGUUCGUACAGUUGUACUUGUAAACAGGGGUUCACUGGAAACGGAACGACGUGUGCAGACAUUGAUGAGUGCUCUGCGGAUACCAGUCCCUGUGACAGCAACGCUGAUUGCACGAAUAACGAUGGUUCGUUCAGCUGUACUUGUAAACAAGGUUCCACGGGAGAUGGUUUGACUUGCACAGAUAUCGAUGAAUGUUCUACGGACUCUAAUUCUUGUCACAAGAACGCCAUCUGCGCCAAUAAUGACGGUUCGUACAGCUGCACCUGUAAAAAGGGGUUUACUGGAAACGGAACAGCUUGUGAAGACAUCGAUGAGUGUACUCUGGAUUUCACUCCCUGUGACCAGAACGCGGAUUGCGCCAACAGUGAGGGUUCAUACAGCUGUACUUGUAAACAGGGGUUCACCGGAAACGGGACGGCUUGUGAAGAUGUCAAUGAAUGUUCAUUGGGUUCCAGUUCUUGUGACGAAAACGCCGAAUGCAGCAACAGUGAUGGAUCUUACAGCUGUAGUUGCAAACAGGGAUUCACUGGGGAUGGCCUCAUCUGUACAGAUAUCGAUGAGUGUUCCUUGGAAUCCAAUUCUUGUGAUCAAAACGCUUAUUGCAACAACAGUGAUGGUUCCUACAGCUGUAUUUGUAAACAAGGAUUCACAGGGGAUGGUAUAAACUGUACAGAUACCGAUGAGUGUUUAGUGGUUUCCGGUCCUUGUCACCAAAACGCUAACUGCAGCAACAGUGAUGGAUCGUACAGCUGUUUUUGUAAACUAGGAUUCACUGGAAAUGGCAUAACGUGUACAGAUAUCGAUGAAUGUUCUGCGGAAUCAAGUCCUUGUGACGAAAAUGCCGAUUGCACCAACAAUGAAGGUUCUUACAGCUGUUCGUGUAAACGGGGAUUCACUGGGGAUGGCAUAACGUGUACAGAUGUCGAUGAAUGUUCUGCUGAUUUAAGUCCUUGUGACGAAAAUACCAACUGCAUAAACAAUGACGGGUCUUACAUCUGUACUUGUAAUCGGGGAUUUUCUGGAGAUGGAAAAACCUGUGAAGAUAUCGAUGAAUGUUCUGCGGAUACCAGUCCUUGUGACCAAAACGCUAAUUGCGCCAACAGUGACGGUUCCUACAGCUGUACUUGUAAAGUGGGAUUUUCUGGGGAUCGUGUGGCAUGCGCUGAUAUCGAUGAAUGUUCAGCGGAUAUCAGUCCUUGUGACCAAAACGCUAAUUGCACAAAUAGUGACGGUUCCUAUAGCUGUACUUGUAAAAAGGGAUUUACUGGAGAUGGCCUCACUUGUACUGAUAUUGAUGAAUGUUCAGCGGAUACCAGUCCUUGUGACAAAGAUGCUAACUGCACCAACAGUGACGGUUCCUAUAGCUGUACUUGUAGAGAGGGAUUUACUGGAGAUGGCCUCACUUGUACAGAUAUUGAUGAAUGUUCUGUGGGUACCAGUCCUUGUGACCAAAACGCUAAUUGCACCAACAGUGACGGUUCCUAUAGCUGUACUUGUAGAGACGGAUUCACUGGGGAUGGCGUGGCGUGUGUAGAUAUCGAUGAAUGUUCUCCGGAUACUAGUCCUUGUGACCAAAACGCUGAUUGCACCAACAGUGAGGGUUCCUACAGCUGCUCUUGUAAGCAGGGCUUUACUGGGGAAGGCAGCACUUGUACAGAUAUCGAUGAAUGUUCUACGGAUCCUAGUUCAUGUGACGAAAACGCUGAUUGCUCCAACACUGACGGCUCAUACAGCUGUACGUGUAAACAGGGAUUCGAUGGCGACGGGAAAACAUGUAAAGAUUCCAAUGAGUGUUUGACAGAACCUGGUCCAUGCGGUGAUAACGCCGACUGUACCAACACUAAUGGUUCAUACAGCUGUACUUGUAAAAAAGGAUUCACGGGAGAUGGCUUAACCUGUGAAGAUAUCGACGAGUGUUCAGCGGAUAGCAGCAUCUGUGAUGAAAACGCAGAUUGCAUCAACAGUGACGGUUCAUAUAGCUGUGCAUGUAAACGGGGAUUCACUGGAGAUGGCUCUGUUUGCCAAGAUAUCGAUGAGUGUGCUGCAGACACCAACCCGUGUGAUGUGAACGCUAAUUGUUCCAACAAUGAAGGUUCAUACAGCUGCAGUUGUAGGGAUGGGUUUGACGGCGACGGAAAAACUUGUAAAGACUUCGACGAGUGUUUAACAGAACCUGGUCCGUGUGGUGAUAACGCACAAUGCACCAAUACUGAAGGCUCUUUCAACUGUUCUUGUAAACAAGGAUUUACUGAAAAUGGUGUAGUUUGCCAAGAUAUCAACGAAUGUUCAGCUGAUCCCAAUCCGUGUGCUUCAAACGCUGAUUGUUCAAAUUCUGAUGGAUCUUUCAGCUGUACAUGUAAAGCAGGUUUCACAGGAGAUGGAAUUUCAUGCCAAGAUAUCAACGAGUGCUCUGCGGACUCCAUUUCAUGCGACAAGAACGCUGACUGUAUUAAUAGUGAUGGUUCGUACAGCUGCACCUGUAAGCGAGGAUUUGAUGGAGAUGGAGAAAGCUGUAAAGACUUCGACGAGUGCUCCUUAGAGCCAAGUGUUUGUGGUGAUUACGCCGCUUGUACCAAUAGCGACGGCUCUUACAACUGUUCUUGUCGACAAGGAUUUACUGGAAGUGAUGGGAUUUGUCAAGAUAUCGAUGAAUGUUCCGCCGAUCCCGGUCUGUGUGACAAAAACGCUAGAUGUUCGAACGUCGAUGGAUCAUACAGUUGUGAAUGUGAAACAGGAUUUACAGGAGAUGGAACAACAUGCCAGGAUAUCGACGAGUGUUCUGCGGACUCCAGUCCUUGUGAGCGCAAUGCCUAUUGUAUAAACAGUGACGGUUCUUACAGCUGCACCUGUAAACAAGGAUUUACUGGAAAUGGUGGAGUCUGCCAAGAUGUCGAUGAAUGCUCUGCGGAUUCUAGUCUAUGCGACGAGAACGCAGACUGCACCAACAAUGACGGUUCUUACAGCUGUACUUGUAAACAAGGCUUCGGUGGCGAUGGGAAAACUUGUAUAGAUAUUGACGAGUGCUCAGCGGAGCUUAGCCCAUGUGACGAAAAUGCAGACUGUUCUAAUAGUGAUGGUUCCUACAGUUGUACGUGUAAGGCAGGGUUCACUGGCAAUGGAACAACGUGUCAAGACAUUGACGAGUGUUUAGCGGAGCGUAGCCCGUGUGACGAAAAUGCUGACUGUUCUAAUACUGGAGGUUCCUACAGCUGUACGUGUAAGACAGGGUUCACUGGGGAUGGGACAACGUGCCAAGCUGUCGCUCCAAAAAUUGAUCUUGGAGUGAUAAUUGCCGCAUUAUCUGAUCCAACACUGAAGAUCAUGAAAGAAACUGUGGAAGUUAUCAUCGACGAAUACGGAACAAAGAAUUCACGCUACUCAUUAAUCACAUGUGGAGAACAAGCCAGUACCAAGAUCGAUUUCAUAGAUGACUUUAAGAACACGCAAGGCUUUAAAGACGCGAUAAACGCGGUGGUGAGACCUAAAGGGACACCAAACCUAAAAAAUGCUCUCGAUCAAGCAAAGAAAAUGUUUGAAAGUGCUCCACCGCGACCAGGCGCCAAGAAGAUACUGGUAGUUUUGAUUGAUCAAAAGUCAGUGAACUAUCCUCAAGUGUUGUCAAUCUCCGCCAAAGAGCUUGAAGAUAGCGGUAUUACCGUCUUGCCCGUUGCAGUUGGUUCUCUGGCAAACUUAGAUGAAUUGUCAAGACUUGCUCCCAGCAAAGGAAUCGUUAUCCAAAUAAACGAUGACGAUGAUGGAACUGGUAUUGCCCAAAAGAUCAUUAAUGACGGUGUGAAAGGUUCUGAUGCAUGUACAAAGUGCCAUACCAACUCGGUAUGUCUGAGUAAAGAUGAUGUCUUCUCGUGCAUGUGCAAAAUGGGGUAUACUGGCAACGGUCAGAAUUGUGCAGACGUUGACGAAUGUGAAUUAAGAAUUGAUAUUUGUGACGAGAAUGCUUUUUGCAUCAACAACAUUGGUUUGUACGAGUGCUCCUGUAUGGAUGGGUACAUUGGGGACGGCUUUGAUUGUAGAGAAAAAGAAGAAAACAUUGGUGCAACUGGAGGCUUCACAGUCAUAAACGAGCAUUUAGCAAUUUCCUGUGGAAAGACGCUGAUACAGGUGAUUCUGGACAAGUCGUUCCUUAUGGGCAUGCGCAGAACUGACAUUCGCCUAAACAACCCGAAAUGCCUUCCAACAGAUAACGGGACACACUUCCUGUUCCAAACAAACUUUACUUCGUGUGGAACGAAGCUGAUAGAUACGGAUAACUUCUUCAUUUACGAAAACACUAUCCAAGAGAAGCCGCCACAAGGCAUCAUUACAAGGCUAGCGGACGUAGAUAUUCCAUUCAGAUGCUGUUACCUAAAGGAGGUCCAAGCCAGCGCCAUUCAGCUAGAAACCAGCAGAAAAAUUAUCCGAGGCAACGCCUCUGAUGUUGGAAUGUUCGACAUAAACUUGGGAGUCUUCAAAGAUCAAGGGUAUACUCGUCCCUAUGGUGAUCAAAGCUUCCCUAUUGGAGUAAAAGUCAAUGAAAGAAUCUUCCUUCAACUUAGUGUUGACUCUAAAGAUCGUCGCUUGGCUGUGCAGGCUCAACGAUGUCACGCAACUCCCGAUCCGAACCCGAACAGUACCAUACAGUACAAUCUCAUUCUGAAUGGGCCGUGGUUUGCAACUCAUCAGAUCCAAACUCAGAGUGUUUCAAAAACUGUGACGUACUUCCCAGGAACCGCCAUCGCAGAGCCCUUCCAUAUAGUGCACCUGUGCACACCACGUUACUCAGCCAUGGCCCUAUUUGGUUAACGAACCCUGAACAAUUUAAAGAUUCUCCAGGCCAGCACCCCUUGUUGGGUGUUUCUUUCGUCCUCGGAAUGUUUGCUCUGCUGUGUGUUGUGGUGUUUGCAGUUGUCCGUCAAAAAAUGAUCACAGUCAAGAGAAGCGGAUCACCAGCAGAUGUAUGACAGAAAACAAGAGAGAAUUAUUCUAUUAUUUUUAUAAAUUAUCGCGUUAAAGAAGGUGCUAACGGCAAUUAAUAAUCGCGCGGAGACAAGGGGUUCCUGUUUUUCCAAGUUAAAAACUUAUCUCUAGUAGUGGCCGAAUUAAAGCGAAAUAAAACAAGAACAACAUUUUUCGUAAACUGUGAAAGAUAUUUUAGCUCACCACACUAGGAAAUACUGCCUUUUUGAGACAUUUUAAAAUCUGGAAGCGUCUUGUAGAUGAUCUUAAUACUGUACUACUAAACCUUAGCUUGGUAAUUUUAAACUGAAAUGUCACUCCGCAGAAAUAAGGACGUCUCUAAGGUUAUUUGAGGAUUGACUAGUCAGACUUAAUUAAUAUCAGGCGAGUAAAAAACCCUUAUCCCAAUAUCAGCUUGGUUGAAAAAUAAGACAAAGGCAGUAGAAAUUAUGAGGUUUAGUGGGAAUUCGAAAUCUCCCUCAAGUAGGUGACAAACUUGUGGCAAGACUUACUCACGCUAUUGUAAUGUUAUGAACAUGUCAAAGCGAAUUUUUUUGUGAGUACUUGUUCAUUUACAAGUCUUCCAGAUAAGCUGUGGUUGAUUAAGAAAAAUCUCUGAACCUUUUUCUUAUCAACCCGAGUUUUUGUUAGCUUUAUUCAAGGGAAACCCCUAUUGCUGCGAUGUUUUAUAUAUUUAACGACAAGUAACAAGAGAGGUGCACGAGAUAUUGUUGGCGUUCACUUUCAAAGAUGAACUUAAAAAUAAAAAAGACUGCUGAACCCUU
Molecule: messenger RNA, 22687 nt
Organism: Stylophora pistillata
Lineage: Eukaryota; Metazoa; Cnidaria; Anthozoa; Scleractinia; Pocilloporidae
Molecular function (GO): calcium ion binding; heparin binding
Source: RefSeq, a predicted model, not a curated record